This is a messenger RNA of Suillus paluster, 285 nucleotides long. RefSeq lists its product as uncharacterized. The record is from RefSeq and is a predicted model, not a curated record. The transcript has 2 exons. The coding region runs from base 1 to 285 and encodes 94 amino acids. Lineage: Eukaryota; Fungi; Basidiomycota; Agaricomycetes; Boletales; Suillaceae.
AUGUCACAGUCCUUCUAUUAUACCGAACUUAGCAAGGCCCUUUCCGAACAAGCCUUCGGGUUGAGUCGGUUUGACGUUUACAGAGGCUCGUCGCCACACGAGGCCACUGCGUCUGUUAUUCUGCUAGAGGGCAGAACGAUACGCAUAACGCUAACGGCUCGUGGAUACCAGCUUGAUGGAGAUCAGAUCUUCGAAUCCAUCGAGGGGCUUUUGCAGGCCGUCAGUGCAGCAUACGAGGGAAGGAGGAGAGAAGCUUUAUUUUCGCGCCUGCGAAGCCUAUCGUGA